AUGGGUGCACAGGUCACGAGCUACGAGCCCUUGCGAGCUUACAUCUACAGAGAAGGUCUGGUGCGCUUUGCUUCCAAGCCUUAUAGCAAAGACCCGAAGCAUUUAACAGAUGCCUACCGUCACUUGACCAACUAUUCGAUCAACAAGGGAUCGUCAAGCUUUGUGGAGAACUCCGAGGUUCAGGCUGACAAUGUCGGUCACAAGUGGAGCAUAUCGGCGUUGAACAAGCACCUGAGGUGUAUUGGGGUAGAUGCUGAGCUUAUGUGGACCCGCAUCAUGGAUGCCAUUGUGAAGUCUCUUCUGUCUGUGGAGCCCGUGAUCGGGGCCCGAACAAAAGCCACCGCAAAUUACAGCCACAAUUGCUUUGAGUUGUAUGGCUUCGACGUGUUAGUCGAUCAGGACUUGAAGCCGUGGCUUUUGGAGGUCAACCUCAGUCCCAGCAUGCAGGCGGAUUCUCCGCUGGACUGGCAGAUCAAGAGCUCCUUGCUGUCAGACUCCUUCAAUCUCGUGGGCAUCAACAAGGUGACCAAGCAGCGACUAGCGGAAGCGACAAGAGCAAAGUCCAAGGUAGUGAAAGUGCCUGGUAAGCCACCAGGACCCCCCGAACGCAGGAGGCGUCAUCGCGUGUCUGGGCGAUCUGUCCUUCGGCAUCAAGAAUGUGAAGUAGAAGACGAGCAGGACUGUGAGGACUUGCCGUCUGUGCCUUUGGGCACGUUGGACGUCGAGGAACUGCGGAGCACUGCAAAUGCCUUGCUUGAGUGCACCCGGAAUCGGAACUUCAUCCGGCUGUAUCCCACGCGUAAAGCGGUGAGACAUUAUGCCGUCAUUGUCGACAGCCAAGAGGCCAUGAAGCCGUGGCCACGCGGUCGAAAGCCGGCCGUGGAGAAACUCACGGCUUCCCAAGUCUUGGCGUCUUUGCUCUUCGGGCCUCCGCCAAGCCAUGGGAAGACGCUGACGUGUCGGCCGCGGUCCAGAGCGAUUCUAUGCUGCAGUCGCUCCAUACGACGUCGCGAGCACAGAUACGAUGCCGGAGAGGACGGGGGAGAAGAAGCUUCAAACAUUGAGGCUUCACCGGCCUUGAGAAGCCAAUCGAUGCCCCGGGCACGGGCGAGGAAGGUCUCGCGACGCCAUGUGAUUGUCAUGAAGCGCAGCCCUGCAGAGGUGCUGAUGACAGCAGCAGUGGAGGCUGCAGAGGAAGAUCCCUCGAAGGACGAAGCAGAUAAGGCCUCUACCGGUGCAGCGACGCCGGCAAAGCAAGAGAAGCCAUCAGCGGAGUCAGAGAGGAAAGAUAUCAAGGCGCUGGCAGACAAGCUCGCAGAGAAGCUGCACGAGAAUGUGCAGGCGUCAAAUUUUUCAGACUUACGACCUUCCAGUUUGAGAGGAUGCGAGGACAAAACAAGAUUGCAGACGUUAGGCCCCCACUGCCCUUGCAAAAAGCCUAAGCUUUCCAGGGGUCCCGCGAACAUUGAUAGCUUUUCGGGAGACUCAGUGGUGUCUAAAUUCUACCUCAUCUAA
Messenger RNA from Symbiodinium sp. CCMP2592, 1515 nucleotides. NCBI's taxonomy places the organism in Eukaryota, Dinophyceae, Suessiales, Symbiodiniaceae. The record is from the annotation of a GenBank genome assembly.